This is a messenger RNA of Monascus purpureus, 1182 nucleotides long. The record is from the annotation of a GenBank genome assembly. NCBI's taxonomy places the organism in Eukaryota, Fungi, Ascomycota, Eurotiomycetes, Eurotiales, Aspergillaceae.
AUGAAGCAUUUCGCGCUCCGGCUGCUCUUGUCCGCGGUGCUGAUCGCUCUCGCCGUAGCCUGGACCAAGGAAGACUAUGAGAUCUUUCGCCUUCGAGAUGAGAUUGCGGCGACGGAAGGUCCUACAGUGACUUUUUACGACUUCUUAGGCGUCCAACCCAACGCGAACCAAGAAGAAUUGACCAAGGCCUACCGCCGGAAAUCCAAACUCAUCCAUCCGGAUAAAGUGAAACGUGCCUUCAUUGCCAACAGUUCCAAGGGUAAAUCGAGAUCAAAAUCCAGCAAUCAGGGUGUCAAUGUUUCCAGGGGUCCGUCGAAACGAGAAAUCGAUGCUGUGCUUAAAGAGGCCCACGAACGCUCCGCCCGACUGAAUACUGUAGCCACCAUCCUUCGUGGUCCGUUACGCGAGCAUUACGACCACUUUCUGAAGAACGGAUUCCCCAAAUGGAAGGGAACAGGUUACUACUAUUCGCGCUUCCGUCCUGGUUUAGGCUCUGUGCUCGUCGGUCUUUUUGUCGUUUUUGGUGGUGGUGCGCACUAUGCUGCUCUUGUCCUCGGGUGGAAACGCCGGCGGGAGUUCGUGGACAGAUACAUCCGACAAGCAAGGAGGGCUGCAUGGGGAGAUGAAAGUGGAAUAAGUGGUAUUCCCGGGCUAGGCUCGACAAAUACAACUUCACCCGUUACUACUCCAGGAGGUGACGCGAGUUCUGUUUCUAUAAAUCGCCGACAGAAGCGCUUGAUGGACAAGGAGAGCAGAAAGGAAAACAAAAAGGGAACUAAGGCGGCAUCCCGUAAUGCAGGUGCAUCAAUGAAUCCAGAUGGAGCUGUUGGUCCAUCGGGAAAUAGAAAACGUGUCAUUGCGGAGAAUGGAAAAGUCCUCAUUGUCGAUUCAAUUGGCAACGUAUUUCUUGAGGAAGAGACUGAAGAUGGUGAGCGGCAAGAGUUCUUGCUUGAUAUCAAUGAACUACAACGACCCACUGUCCGUGAUACACUGCUUUUCAGACUGCCGCUUUGGUGUUUCCGGAAGACUCUUCGUCGUUUUCUAAGCGGGGACGAUUCGACCCCCAUGGAAGAGAACGCCUCAGAGAAUCUAGACAAGACGGAAGGUACCAGCGGCGCAGUAUCGACUUCGACAAACGGGCCUCCAGCUAGAAGGAAAGGGAAACAUUCACAGAAGUCUUGA